Molecule: messenger RNA, 3257 nt
Organism: Myripristis murdjan (pinecone soldierfish)
Lineage: Eukaryota; Metazoa; Chordata; Actinopteri; Holocentriformes; Holocentridae
Gene: fbxo22
Product: F-box protein 22
Exons: 7
Coding region: 60-1223 (387 amino acids)
Biological process (GO): protein polyubiquitination; regulation of skeletal muscle fiber development; positive regulation of proteasomal ubiquitin-dependent protein catabolic process
Molecular function (GO): protein binding
Source: RefSeq, a predicted model, not a curated record
GUGAAAGUUCGUAGCUGGGCAACGGUGUUGGGUUGGGAGCCACGAUUUGAGAAGGAAAUAUGGGGGAAAAUCCAGAUUUCUCAGGCGCUUCGCAAGACAGCAAAGCCGAGUACAUACUUAGCAACGUUGCAGAGGUGGUUGAGAGGAUUUUGACAUUUAUACCGACCAAAUCUCUCCUCCGGAUCGCCAGUGUGUGCAGGCUGUGGAGGAACUGUGCUCGCAGGGUGCUGAGGACCCAGCAGAAGCUGACCUGGGUGUCAGCCUGCGGCCCGUCCGACUCGGAGGUCCAUGCCCUCUGCACCAGCCUGGCCGAGGAGGUGGAGAAAGUGUUUCUCCUGCCCAAAACAGUUCUUGCAAUGGUAGACAGUGACACCUUCAAUGGACAUGCAUUUUGCUACAGACAGAAUAAAGCGAGAAAAAGUCGCCACAGUCCAGACACGGUUGAGGAACUGAACCUGCUCUUCCCCAAAGGCUGUGACAUCAUGGGCAUUGCUACACCAGGCAUAGUCUUGACUCCCAGUGGUUCUUACUCCAGCCCUCCUGAGGAGCACCAGGAGGGGGAGGCAGGUUACGCCAUUAUGUUCCCCAGCAUGGAGGGCGUCCACAUCAAGCCCUUUCAUUUCUGCAAGAAAACCAUCUCCCCAUCUGCUCUGGUGGAAGCAGGACUAGUUGAUAACCCUGAGCUGCGUGUGGUACUGAUGUUUGUCUAUGAGGCAUAUAAGUCUGGGGCAGCACGUUUCCUCAACCAGGUGCUGGAGCCGCUUGCCAAGAGCAAAGCACUCAUCGCUGGUGGGCUUGUAGAAAGUGUCUUCUCUCCUCCCAGACAGUGCUGUGGCCAAGGUGCAUACGGUGUGGUCGGCCUGGCCUUGAGCGGCCCCAAGGUCCAGGGGGCGUCGGUGCUCCUAGAGCAGGACAUCAGCAGCCCCAAAGCGGCCGAAGCCACUAUCCGCCGGCUAAAGGCAGCUAAGAUUCCAGAGAGGAACACAUUAGGUUUCAUGUUCGCCUGCGUGGGGAGAGGCCACAACUACUAUAACAACCAGAGCAAUGUAGAGGCGGAUGCCUUCCGCAAAGUCUUCCCCAACAUCCCGCUCUUCGGCUUGUUCGGCAAUGGCGAGAUUGGCUGCGACCGAAUCGUUAAAGACGACUACACGCUAUGCGACACUGAAACGGACAGUCUGCAGCACGAAUACACCACAGUCAUGACCUUGGUCCAUCUAGGCUGACUGACUGACCUUUGGUGACAGUGGACAGACAGGCAGAAAGACACACAGUGCACCUGCAGGGACAAGCAGCUGGGAGCAAUCAACAUUCUGUGCUGCAUUACUCACAUCAUGACUCACUAAAUAUUGCUGUCCCCUUUUCUGCUCAUAAAGAACGAAAGCUGUUUAUGUAAUGGCAACAUUUUGGGAUUCACGCAUCCCUUGGAGACUGUGUGUAAACACACCUUCAUUUAAAAAAAACUGGUGAGUGUCACAAAGUUCUGACACCACAUUGAAAAGACAAUACUGAGAAUCUUUUCUGUCAUUCAUAUGUAAUAUAGCUGUCUUGUAACAUUUAUGUAUAUAUUUUCCCCCAAAUUACGCACGCAUUCAAGGCAUAUCUUACCAUUUGAUAUUACAUUCAUAGUUUGUUCACUUUGGAGUUAUGAAUAAUUGUGUAACCCAAACUAUUGUUAUAGUUCUUGAAACAAAAAAGGCACUUUUUGUUCACGUAUUUAAAAUAGAAGGGUGGUCCCUUUUCACAAAAUCAAGGCAAUCUUGAUUUGAAUGCUCUGCCCAGGUAGGCCGUUACCUGGUUUUGUUUGUCUGUUUUUACAUAUGGAAAAAACAUAACUUGUUAGCAUGAAUAUUAGAUCUUUUACACAGACUAUCCACCAUGGUUUCAGUUGGGAACAGAGAUUUCAGUCAGUAUCUUACAGAGUGCCUCUUUUUUUGUCUGCAUGUCAGGUCGUAUUUCCUUACUACCUACUUCCUACUGCCAACAGUUGGACUUAAUGGUCUCUUUGGCUCCCCAGGUUCUGCAUCUUAAAGGGAAAAUACACCACAAAACAGAACAUAGCUCAUUCCAGUGGUUUUGUGCCAUUCAAUCAAUUUCUUUCAACAAGAUACUGCUUUCUGGCAAAACUAGAAUUCACACAAUGAAGCAAAUAAUCUGUCAUCAGGAGACAUUCAUAGCAACUGCUCUAUUUACAGUGUAAGGGGAAACAGACUGGCAGCAAGUCUGCUGAGAACACCACAGUUUAGCCUUGGCUCUCCUACAAUUUCUAACUUUGGGAGGGAGUGCAGUGUUGCAGACUGAGGAUGAGCUGCCUAGGGUCAUAGGAAAAAUGUGCAAACAGUGUUUGGGUGCAUUUCUUUUAACAAGUUCUUAAUUUGAAACUUGAAGGGGAAAUACAGAUAGGACCCUUCUCUGCACAAACAGAGCUUUGUAAUAGGCAUUAUGGUUCAUAAUUUACAUUUCACAACUAUUGUGAAAACGUAGCUAUAAUGGAAGGGUCUUUUUGCUAAAAUCAAAAAUGGUACAAAGUAAUUUUGAAAUCGUGAUUGCCAUCUUCUGAAAUUAGAACUCCCUCUUUGCACAUUUCAAAUCCAGUGAGUUUUCUCAAGAAAGCCUUCAGCCGAAUAGUCCUGUCACAAAGCUGUUGGGUGUAACAUGAUUCACAUCUAGAUUCUUUGCUAGAUGGCCAUGUCAUUUUGUUAUGUCUUAGUUUUCACACACUGUGAAAAAUAUCCUGAGGAGAUAAAUGUGCAAUUUACAGAGAUUCAUUCCCUCUUUGGUGAAGCAUUUUGCAAGUCUGUUAACAAAAAAAACAAAACAAAACAAAACAAAAAAAAAAAAAGUAGCUGACAUAAGGUUCAGCUUAUCUGUACACACUGCAACCCUGGUUGUUGAAAGACCAGUUUUGUUUUAUGGUUAGGAUUUCUUUUUUUCUUUUUUUUUUUUUUCCUUUUUUUUUUUUUUUUUUUAAUCAUUAUUACUUCAUAGCUGUUUUUUUUUUUUUUUUUUUUUUUUUAAUCAAUUAGAAGCUCAUUUAAUUGUCAACAGUAUGUUCCUUCAGUGUAUUAUGCAGUCCACAGAGUCCCUUGCUCUUAUACCCUUACAAUUCUUACAGUUUUUGAAUGGGGGAUUAUUUGUAUUUUAAGCCUGUCUUGGGCUUGAUCGAACAAAAUGAUGUACAUGCACUUUUUCUAUAGGAUGUGCCAAAUUACAUCUUUCUAAAUUGCUCUCAUUUUCUCAAUAAAUGACUAUACACUGAA